Molecule: messenger RNA, 1821 nt
Organism: Ctenopharyngodon idella (grass carp)
Lineage: Eukaryota; Metazoa; Chordata; Actinopteri; Cypriniformes; Xenocyprididae
Gene: fmoda
Product: fibromodulin a
Molecular function (GO): protein binding
Source: RefSeq, a predicted model, not a curated record
UCGAGUCACUUGUUUCUGUGACAAUGCGGCUAGUCACUCUCUUGCUAUUGGGACUCCUGAAGUUCACAUUGGCUCAGGACAGCGAUCCCUAGUGGCUUUCUUCUCUGCACAGCCAUGGUUAUGCCUCUCUGCAGGCCGACAACACCGGGGGAGAAUGUCCCGAGGAGUGCGACUGUCCUCCAACCUUCCCAAUCGCCAUGUACUGUGACAACCGCAACAUGAAACAAAUGCCCUACAUCCCAUCCCGGAUGAAGUAUCUGUACCUACAACACAAUCAGAUCACCUCUGUCCCAGAUAAUGCUUUUGGAAAUGCCACCAACCUUGUGUGGGUUAUGUUACAUGAGAACCACAUUAACUCAGUGGGCAAGCAAGCGUUUGCUAAACUGGUGAACUUGCAUCGCCUGUACCUGAACAGCAACAACCUAACCGAGGUGCCAUCCAACUUACCUCGCUCACUACGUGACCUUCGUCUUAAUCACAACAAAAUUGGCAAGUUGCCCCCCAACACUUUUGAGGGCAUGGAGAAUUUGACCAUACUUUUGCUCCAUAACAAUGGCCUCGAGGAUAUUGGUGGUGGCCUGAAAGGUCUGAAGUCGUUAACUCUGCUGGAUGUGAGCAGUAAUCAGCUCAAGAAGGUUCCAGAUGGUCUUCCUGAGAUGCUCCACCAGCUCUACCUAGAGUCCAACUCCAUCGAACAAGUUCCAGCAAACUUCCUCAGCCAGUUCACCAACCUGCAGUAUUUCCGUAUUUCUCACAAUGAGCUCACAAACAAAGGCAUCCCCCAAAACACCUUUAACAACAGCGGUCUGGUGGAGCUGGAUUUGUCCUUCAACAAGUUGGAGAGCAUUCCGAUUGUUAGUACCAGUCUGCAACAUCUCUAUCUUCAGGCGAAUCAGAUCAAAGAGUUUACAUUGGGCAGUUUCUGCAGCGUGGUGGAUGUUAUGAACUUCUCCAAGCUGAGAGUCUUGAGGCUGGAAGGAAAUGAGAUCAGUGCUGGAGACAUGCCCUCUGAUGCUGCCCUGUGCCUUCGCCUGGCCUCUGAUAUCGCUGUGUAAUGGCACUGACCAAUCAGCAGGGGGCUCUUUUGUUUCCCCUCCAGCAUUAUUAUCUCAAAGUGGCAUAACAUUGCAUUGAUGUACAUUUUUAUAGUAGGGAAAUUUAUAGUGCCUUGGGAUUUUGUAUGAGAGGAAUCUAAUUUCCUGUGGACUUUAGAGAGUAAUACAAAUACAGAAAUGGGGGGAAAAAGGGAAAUUGAGAGAUUUAGAUAGGAAACGGAGAUCCUCUGUAAAGGUAUGUGAAGCCACUCAAAAGCCACAUAGCCAUUCAUGCUUUUCCGUGCUUUUACUUUAUAAUUAUGUGCUUGUCUCUUGGUUAUGACACUAUUGGCAGCACUAAAAUCAACUCUACAGUUUGAUAUUUUGUUUGAUGCACAUUUGAUUUACUUUAGGUUUGUGCAACAUGGAUUCAUGUCUCUUCAGGAAAGGAGUUUGAACAAUGCUGUGAGUAUUUAUUCUACAUGUGAGACAGAAGAAUAGAUCUGAGAACAGAAACAUCUUACUUGACUACACCCAUCUAACUUGUUCUAUAAUGUGUUAUAUGAUAUGAUAUCAUCACAAGAAAAGGAAAGAAAAACCCUUUAAAUCAGUAAUCUCUCCCAUAUUCACAUCUGAAAGAGGGGAAAGAAAAAACUUUGAAUUGUUGUUUUAAGAGCAAAUAUAUUGCAUGUGAAAUAAUAAUAAAAAAAAAGACUAAGUUUCUAGUGUUUAAACAUGCUUGUAGACCUUUCACGUGGCUCAAUAAAACAUAUUAUGAUGUUCUAAA